AUGCCUUUCGCAACGCAACUACGAACAAAAACUAAAACACAACAGCUAAACAUACAACAGAGUAAACAAGCAUCUAAGCACUCUGAAUCAUCCAAAUCCACCUCUCAAGCACCACCGAAUGAUCUCGACUCGCCUGAGGUCGCUCAUGUCGAACCGACGGCCGUCUAUCAACCGAUAACUUUGAAUUUCUCCUACACUACAGCUCCAUCUUAUAUCGCAGCCGAGAAUCCCGAUAUGAUACACUUUCAGCAAGUGCUCAAUAAAUGGAUUCGAUCUCAAACGAACUCACGUCUAGUUGCUUUCCUUCUAGUUUCUCGUGAAUGCAACGCUUGUUUUUGCCAGGUAAUUCACCUUAUUGUUGCCGGCGAGCAUCUCUUGAAGGAAGCCGUUAACUGUGGUGAUGCGAGUGUUUUGUAUCGACUAUUCCCGCGAUAUGAUUCUUCGGAUCGAACGAAUUCAACGUCGGACGAUGAGAUUAUCCUUCCACCUCCCUACUCACCUGAUGCAUCACCGAUUUUUGUCGAUAUCAAAUCCCUUGAUCAGGCAUUCCGUUCGAAAUUGCAUGCGAUCGCGGUCUCGGUGGAUGGCGGCCGUGCUGUGAAAGUCCCCAUUGACGCUUUUUGUGCGACAAUUAUUUUGUUACAAGCGCGUUGUGGUUUUGUCGCUGGCCUUCUUAUGGUUCAUCAGAAUGAACGAACGAAAGAAAGUGAGCGACAGGCGAUUGCACCUCAUUUGACUAUGAUCGGAACACUUCUGUCGAUCGUCGUUAACGUCGAAGAGCAAAAACGUCUCGCGAGACAAUCGCAAAUAUUCCUUACAAUGGCACAAAACGUCUUCUCCAGUUUACGUAUGUCUUUUGUGCAGUAG
This is a messenger RNA of Anisakis simplex (herring worm), 867 nucleotides long. The record is from the annotation of a GenBank genome assembly. Lineage: Eukaryota; Metazoa; Nematoda; Chromadorea; Rhabditida; Anisakidae.